AUGUGUGUCGAUAAACAGGAAAUUGCUGCUACUGUGAAACAUGCUACUGUGGAUAAUGCUAUUGUGAAUAUCCCUGAACUUGUUGAUGAAGAUCAUGCUAGUAGUGAUGAUUCAAACCUUGAGGAUGACAACAACUUGAUAAUUGGAAAUUUUGUGAGCAACAAGUCUAAAAGGAAGUAUAUGUCUAGUGAUUGGAAUGACAAUAUAUAUAAGAUUGGUCAAGUUUUCAUUGGUGGUGCCGUCGAAUUUCGGGAUAAGUUGUGCAAGUUCGCAGUUGAGAAGGGGUUUGAGUUUAACUAUGUUAAGAAUGACAAGUGCCGUGUUAGUACUACUUGUGCCAAGAAAGAUUCCGAUGGGUGUGACUGGUACGUUUAUGCUUCCUUAAACAAGGCUAGUGGUUAUUUCCAUAUAAUAAAGUUGGUGAAUAAUCAUUCUUGUGUUGGUGUUGUCCGGCAUCAAAAUCAUAAGAGGCUAGGAUCCAAAGGUAUUUCCACUAUUAUGGCUGAUAAAGUGAGAUCCGAUCCUUUAAUUAAGCCCAAGGAUAUUGUCAAGUAUUUCAAGCAUGAUUAUGGGUUUGAUAUUCCUUAUCACAUGGCAUAUAGGGGAAAAGAGGCUGCUAAUAAGAUGUUACAUGGUAGUGAAGCAUUUGGGUAUUCUCUAUUGCCUUGGUAUAUUGACACAUUAAAGAGAACUAACCCCGGUUCAUAUUGCAUCCUUGACUCUCUUGAUAAUCGUUUUCGUCGAUUGUUUAUAUCUUAUGGGGCUUGCAUAAACGGUUUCAAAUAUUGUCGACCUAUGCUGUUCCUUGAUGGGACUUUUAUUAAAAACAAGUAUAAGGGGAUGCUAUUGGGUGCUUGUGCUAAAACAGGGAACAAAGAUGUUUUCCCAUUUGCCUUUGCCAUUGUUGAUGCUGAAAGUAAAGAGAAUUGGAGGUGGUUCCUUGAACAUUUGGCAAUAAUCUUGGCGAGUGACUACCGGACUAUUGUAUUCAUGACAGACCGUGGAACUGGUCUUUUGGAUGGUGUGAAAAAGGUGUUUCCAAAUGCGCCGCACUCCUACUGUAUCAAGCAUCUAAAGGACAAUUUGAAUGGCAGGUAUCUAAGUUCCUAUGGUUCUACUUUUAAGGAACACAUUGUGAGAUUGUUUACACAAUCUGCAUAUGCUAGGACUUUAGAUAUCUUCAAUGAAAAGGUGGAAGAAUUUAGGAAGCAAAGUUGUGGGCAGGGUCAGUCCUUUCUUGGUAACUUGCCACCCGAAAACUAUGCUAUUGCUUGCUUCCCUGCUAAAAGAUAUGGCGAAAUGAGUAAUUCUUUGGUAGAGAGCUUCAACAACAUGGUCAAGGAUGAGAGAUGCAUGCCGCUGCCUCAGUUGCUUGAAGGCAUUCGUGUGAGAGUUAUGGAGAUGUUUUGUGAAAGGAAGGCUCAAUCUUCUACUUGGAGGAGUGUGCUAUGUCCUAAGCUUGAGAAAAAGUUGUCGAAAAGGAUAGAAACAGGGAGAAAUUGGAGAGUUAGCCAGUCUACUAAUGAAAUUUUUGAAGUUUGUACAGAGGAUAGCACCGUCAUGGUAAACUUGGUUGAGAGGGAGUGUUCUUGUGCUUGGUGGCAGUUUAGGUGCUUCCUAUGUUCUCAUGCAGUUCAAGUAAUGCAGAAGGCGAACCGUAUCCCUUACCGUUACAUUGAAGAUUACUGGAAGACCUCAUUCUAUAGAAGUGCUUAUGAUCUUCCUAUUUUUCCAAUCCCGGAUCUUGAUAAGUCCAAUCCUAGUAGUUUUGGUGAUUCAGCUUUGCAGCCUCCUAAGACUCGAAAACCUCCCGGAAGACCACGGACAAGGAGGAUCAAGUCGUUUAGGGAAGAGUCCAGACCAGUGAAAUGCACACGGUGUGAUCAACUUGGCCACCACAAUCGCAGGUCAUGCAAUGUGGCGAUCUGA
Molecule: messenger RNA, 1929 nt
Organism: Rosa chinensis
Lineage: Eukaryota; Viridiplantae; Streptophyta; Magnoliopsida; Rosales; Rosaceae
Exons: 2
Coding region: 1-1929 (642 amino acids)
Molecular function (GO): zinc ion binding
Source: RefSeq, a predicted model, not a curated record